Messenger RNA from Cannabis sativa, 492 nucleotides. RefSeq lists its product as uncharacterized. NCBI's taxonomy places the organism in Eukaryota, Viridiplantae, Streptophyta, Magnoliopsida, Rosales, Cannabaceae. The coding region runs from base 1 to 492 and encodes 163 amino acids. The record is from RefSeq and is a predicted model, not a curated record. The transcript has a single exon.
AUGGAGGAAGCUAUUGAUGGUAUGUUUCUCAUAACUUUUCAAUCAGAAUUUGUUAAACAAAGGAUUAUUAGAGGUCAAUCAUGGCAUUUUUUGGGUCAUUAUCUGUCACUUGUUGAGUCAUCUGGGAUUAAUCAGGUUGUAGUGAAGGAUUUUAAGAAUAUUUCUUUCUGGAUCCAAGUUCAUGGUAUUCCUAUCAAUAAUAUUAAUGAAACUUUGGGGUCAAAAAUUGGAAUGAUAAUAAGAGUUUUUGCGGAAUACGAUGCUGAAAACUCAAGCACUUUUAUGCGAAUUAGAGCAUUGUGGGAUAUAAAUCGUCCUUUAUUACGGGAAAUGUUAUUUGAGGGGGAGGACCAACUAUCUAAUAUGUGGAUCUCUUUUAAAUAUGAGAGGCUGAAUACUUUUUGCAAGUUUUGUGGUCUAUUGGAUCAUGUUCAUACUAAGUGUGUAGCGCUAUUGGAGGAGACUGAGGCAGGAACUCGACCAAUCUUAUAG